Molecule: messenger RNA, 5898 nt
Organism: Ctenopharyngodon idella (grass carp)
Lineage: Eukaryota; Metazoa; Chordata; Actinopteri; Cypriniformes; Xenocyprididae
Gene: raver2
Product: ribonucleoprotein, PTB-binding 2
Exons: 15
Coding region: 84-2699 (871 amino acids)
Cellular component (GO): cytosol
Molecular function (GO): mRNA binding
Source: RefSeq, a predicted model, not a curated record
CAGAAUGUUUAGUUUUCCAUCGGUGGAGGUCGCCAGCUGUACUGUGUCGGGCUCAUCCACACUUACUUUCUAGAGUGCCGUCGAUGGGUUUGACUCAAAGCACAGACGCCCACCUAUCCGCUCUCUCCGACUCACUUUCCACCGAGCGCUUCAAAAUGGCGGCAGCUUCAUCCAUCCAGCCGCCGAACGUGCACUCGAUAAAGCGGGAAAAUUCACCUCACCCGGAAUCCGACAGCCCCGCGAGCCGACAGGAAGAGGACGCAGCAUCCGAGGGGAUCACCAUCCUAAGAGAUCUACCCGAACUUGAUCCCGAGGAGAUCGAGAAACGGCUGGAGAAAACUCGCAGAGAGCUGAGCAACAGGAGGAAGAUCCUUAUUAAGAACCUGCCACAGGAUACAACUAACCAGGAGGUCCAUGAAAUUCUGCGAGAGUAUGAGCUCAAAUACUGUUUUGUGGACCGAAACAAAGGAACAGCCUUCGUAACCCUUCUAAAUGGUGACCAGGCACAGGAUGCCAUCCGAACUCUGCACCAGACAUCGGUCCGAGGCCGUGACAUCACCGUCCAGCUUCAGCCCACGGACUCUCUCCUGUGUGUCACCAACCUGCCCUACACGGUCACUGCCGGCCAGUUUCAGGAGCUGGUGCGUUCCUAUGGCAACAUUGAGCGCUGUUUCCUGGUGUACAGUGACCUUACGGGCCACUCCAAAGGCUACGGCUUUGUGGAGUACAUGAAGAAGGACUCGGCCUCCAGGGCACGGUCAGAACUCUUGGGCAAACCGCUGGGUGACCGUGCACUCAUGGUGCAGUGGGCUGACGUCAAUCAGCUGACCUCUGCUGACCACCUCCACUCCAAGUGCCUAUGCGUGGAUCGCCUGCCGCUAGACUUUGAAGACUCGGAGGAGCUAGCUCACAUUUUUUCAGAGAGCUACAAACCCGUCUUCUGCCAGCUGGCUCAGGAUGAAGGAAGUCCAGUGCGGGGUUUUGCUGUUGUGGAGUAUGAGACGGCGGAGCAGGCUGAAGCCAUGCUGCUAGAGAUGGACAGACAGCUGAUCCAGGGUCAGGAGAUACGUCUGUCACUCUGUCCCCCAGGAACCUCUGGACGCAGCACUCUCGCCGCCCUCAUCGCUGCUCAGGGUGUGAUGUUGAGCAAUAAGAAAGGUUUACUGCCUGAACCCAAUCUGGCCCAGUUCCUCAACAGUAUGACCAAUCCUGCUGCUCUCCAGGUCCUUAUGAGACCCUACCCCACCGCCAAACGAGGAGCAGGAAAGUUUGGUCGACCUCACAAUCUCCCCUUCCUGCGUCCACCGUUGACUGCAGCGUUGCUACAGUUAGGAAAAGCACAGCAGAGUGCCAUUCUUGGAAACGGUCUUGUUCUACAGAAUCUUCUUCACAUGCAGAUGGCCCAACAACAGCUUUUACAGAUCAAAGACAAGCAAAUCACUAAUGUCCAGGGUCUUUUAGGUGACCCCUCCCGGCUGCUCCUGCAGAAAGUUCUGGGUCUUCGAACUCCAACACCGGUUUCUCUGGGGAAGGGGUUGUUGGGAGAUUCUCCCACAGAGUUGGGCCAAGACUCCUCUCCGGUCACAUCCCACGGGGGAAACUCUGGGGCUGGAAUGGUGUCACAUGUACCUGGACGUUCACAUGCGAGUUCCAUCACUGAACAGAAUGGAGUCACUGCGACAUGCCUGGCUCCGGAGAAACAGCCUGCUCCACCAGGAACCACAGGGGGAUCUGUAAGCUCCCAAACACAGCUUCAAAACUUUCUCCCUGGGAUUAACACACCAAGUCUGGGACAUUUGCUGGGGAGCACAACACACAAAGCUCCAGCCAACCACCACAGUUCAAGUGUCCAGACUAGUACUGCUGUCACAAGUCAGUCCAGUUGUCAGACGUCUCUGUUGGGAGACCCUCCUAAAGAAGUGAAGUUGCCUUCCAACCCAUAUCUAAACCUGGCUAGCGUGCUUCCUGGAGUGGUACUACAAGCACCUUGCAACAGUAAACCUCAGACUGUGCAGGCACACACUGGGACAUACAGUGCAGUCCUGCCACCUAACACCCACCCUCCCAGUCAAUACAGCGCAGAGACCACUCCUGCAGAAUACAGUCACCAAUACACUCAGCAAUACACACAGGAGGCCAUGCAGCAGUGGUAUCAACACUACCAAGCACAGACCUACGGCAAUACAAGCCAAGAGACGGCUGCAGUUACUGAAUGCACAAAAGAGCAACCUCAGGUGGUGGUCACCUCCUCAUAUGGAGACUACAGUUCCUACAUGCAUGCUGUCAGUCAGUACUAUUCUCAGACGCAGAUGAGCCAGACAGCUGCUCAAGUCUACCAGCACCGAGAUGUCAGCAAGGAGGUGGAGUUGGUGAAGACCCCCUUGAGUGCACCUCUGCACACCUCUCUGAAUGGCAGUGCUCAGACCCUGCUGCCCACCUACAGUGCCCUUCCCAUCAUGCCAGGCUUCAUCGCACCUACACACACGCACACACACACAGCCAGCCCUGCCACACAGACACCCGCUGUACCCACAGCCAAUGACUGGAACAACUACUAUUAUAGUCAGGCUAGAGGGCAAAAGCGAGAAUACCCAACACUGCCUACACAGGAAGUGACAUCAGAGGGGCCGUAUGUAGGCCAGCACUCACAAGGUCUUGGAGGCCAGUAUGCAGACUACUUCAAGAAGAAGAGGAUCUAACUCGCAUUUGCUCUCACUCCUCGCUGUAUGUUGUCGUUGUCAUGUCCAGGCCUUAACUUCUAGUCUAUAACUGAUAUUUAUGAAAAGAUUGUACAUUUUAUUGUGCAGAAGGAGGUUUAUUCCCCUUCUUGAACCUUAUGUGGAUCUGGGUACUGUUCAUAUUUCUGUCCAACAGCAGGCAGGACCUCCCAAGAUUGUCCCAAAUGAUGCGUUAAGAUAAUUAGUAUUUUCUGUUCUGCCUUUUUACCUCUCUCGCAGGCGGGGCGCACCAUUCCACUCCAGAGAGGGGGUUCCGUGUCCGUGUUUUACUGUACUAACGGUCAAGGGCUGAUAAAGAUAGAGCUACACUCAGAGAAUAACAAUUUUCAAAGAUUUUUUUCCUGACAGGGUAGGGCAUAGCCAAUGUAUAUUGUAUAUUCUGCAAAAUUAGUGUAUUUUUUACAGUGUACAGACAUUAUGAAAAUAUUAUUAAUAUUACGUCUUGCUUGUCAUUGUUUAUCUUGACUAUCAAUCCGCUUUCUUAAGCGUACAGGAAAUGCACAUACUCGCGCGUUCAUAUCUUUGACGAUUAAUCUUUAACGUGUCUCUGUACAUACUGCUGUAUCUGUAGGAACGAUCAGCCAUUCUGAAUACUGCAGGAGCCUUAAAACACGGCGCUCAGAGAAGACAUGGCUAAGGCAAUAACCUCUACCGUCUCUGGAGAAACGACUACCGCAUACUUUAAGGUGACUUUCCCUCCAGAUGUCGGUGGGGUGACCUUCACACAACCUUCAGCUACAAUGCUGCCAGUGGUUUGUUUUUAAUAACAUUAAGAGUAAUAAUAUAUUACUAUAGCAGUAGUAAUAAUCUGUUGGAAGGAUGUCAAGGGUUCAAGUGCUACGUAUAGGAUAGAAACCUGGCAAAAUGUCCGGAUGCAAACACCCACAUGGUAAUAAUCUAGCAUAAUGCCUUUAUAUGGAUAUUAGUCAGCUGUUGUUCUGUGGUUUAAUUUCUUUACAUCUUUAAUGGAGAGAGUCUAUUAUUUUGGUGAUUUUUAUGCUGCAAAAAUCCUGUUUUUAAUCCGUAUCAGUCUUUUUUUAAGUUAAAAUGUGUUUUUUAAAAAAAGAUAAAUAUAAAUGAGGCAAAAUAAGUGAGAUAUUAAGAUAAUGCAUCUUGAAGAUGCCAUGUUGUCAUGUUGUGUGGUAUUUUUUUCUAAAUUUAGAUACCUCAAACAACUGCCACAAAUCUCCCAAUGGAUCAAAUGAAGUCUUAAAGUCGCAUCAAACAUUAAAAUUCUGCCAUUCCAUCCUCAUGUUGUUCAAAACAUGUUUUUUUGUUUGUAAUUUUAGUAUUAUUUAUAUACCAUAAAUAUUUUUAAGUAGCUUUUAUUUUUAUAUUUUCAGUUUUCAUUUUAAUUUUACGUUUUAGCGCCUUUGUUGUGUUUUUAGUUUGUGUUUAAUUUUUAUCUUUCUAUUUAGCUUUAUUUUUAUUUCAGUUGUAGUUUUAACAAUUGUAGUACUUCUACAUUUAUCGUUUUUGUUUUUAAAGUUUAGGCUUUUCAUCUAAUAUUCAGAUUUUAUUUCAGCUUCAUUUCAAUUAAAACACUUUUUUUUUUUUAUAGUUUUAGGUUUAGUUUUAGGUCCUUACAAUGGAAGUCAGCGAGGUUUAAUUUUGUUUUGGACCCCAUUGAGUUUCAUUGUAUAGACAAAACAGUUGAAACGUUCUUCAUAAUUAGGACUUGAGGGUGAGUAGUGACAGAAUUUUGAACUAUCCCUUUUACUUUGAAUUGAGCUUGUUUAGAUAUUAUUAGUGGUAAACGAGACAGAAACUCAUUAAGAAUUGGUUUUUUUGCAGUAUGCCGUGUUGAUUAUUGGUCAAACGCAGUCUGCCAGCAGAUUGUCUUGAAAGGAGCUGUCAUACAGGCGUUUGCCUGGCAUGUUCAUCCGUUUAUGAUUAAGGCUGUGUGCCUUCUUUUUUCCACACUAUUGAAGUGAUUGUCACUUAGUUGUUCUCUCUAGCUGAAAGCCAUUCUUUCACCUCCACAACAAACUGACAGUACAUCUGAGGAGGAGCCUCUGUUACUGCGUCCUAUUUAUGUUGCUUUAUUGUGUUAUGACAAGUAUAAAGACAAUCCCAAAUUUACAUCUGUACCUGAGGCUCUGCGUCCCACUUUCAGCACAAAAACCACCAUUUAUAAACACAGAGGCCUUUUUUCUUUUUUUUUGAGGGAAUACUAGAAAUGGUUAAGUUUUUAGUUUACACGUUUCUUGUUAGUUUAGUUUGACUUGUGCUGUAUGUUUCUAAUCAGAAAUAAGAUUUGUUGUAAAAUGACACGCUACAGGGAUUAUAAAGCACAUGUAUAUUUAGUCACCUUCCCAUGUGUCUUCUCUCUCCUGUUCUUCAAACGUACUACUGCUCCAAAUGAGGUGACUCUUUUACCUUGAAAAGAGAGGUUUGACUUUGUUUAUUCUUGUUAUUUUCAUAUAAAACUACAUAACGAAAUUAAAUAAUCUUUCAAAAGUGUUCCUGUUUCUAUAGAAAGAUGAAGGAUGGAAAAUUGUGCCUAUUUGCAUUUACUAACCUGCUAUUUCUUACCUUAUGGCUUAUGGCCAUACUGAUGUUCCCCUUGUAUUUCAAGUCAAGACUGUAACGUAUCGUUCCGAUUCCGCACAUCUGUCCACUCACUGCGAGGUCACUUUUACCCCUCUGAAUGUCAUGAACGUGUAUGUGUGCACUUGUAUCUCAAAGCUUUGCAAUACUGAAGUGUCUCUUAAUGAUGUAGAAGGUGUUCAAACACGCAGGGUUAUCAACACUAUUGUGCUUUGUACUCAUAUUGCAGCCUGUUUUUAGUUUACAAGGUUGUAGUUUGUUUGGGGUUUUUUUUUUCACCUUGAAUUAAAAUUUUGCAAUAUUUUAUAAUCCAAACUCUAUUGAUAUUGCUUUACUGUGAAUAAGCUAUUUUUAGAAACAGUGGAAUUGAAGCAUGCGUAUACUCCUGCAAUACAAGAAACUUUUUUCUUCUUUUUUUCUGUAGAUGUUUCAGAGCUCAACGCUUUUGAGUAUUUAACUACAACAACAAAAAAAAUGUAUUUAUUUAUGUGUAUUUAUGUAUCCUGUUCAAUACGAUUUUGUUGUCAUUCUUUUUGAGGAAAAUAGGUUUGGGUUUAAUUUUGAGCAGAUGGAAUUGUUUUGCAAUCCACAUUAAAGGACAGAAAAACGA